CCCGGGCCCUCGCCCGGCACUUCCCGGCACUAACACCUGUUGCGAAGUUUUCCCUUUCUAAGCGGUUCUUCCACAGCCUUCCCGCCUUGCAGAAGAGUUUGCUGCACCUUGCUUAUUUCCCACUGCACUGUCCCUCCUCUGACGGCACACAGCUACGUGCUGCUCGGUGUAUUGGUAUGGAAUGUAGAUGUUUGUGCAGUCGAAACAGAAAGGAAGCAGCGAAAGUGCUGAAUGUAUCCUUUAAAAUUGUUUUUGGCUAUCACUAUGCUAAUAGUAAGGCUAACUGUCAAAAGCAACGAAGGAAGAAUGUGCCAGUGGUAUGCUGAAAAAUGGUCAGUGCUGACUAGGGGAGCCAGGAGGACUUCAUGAGUGACGCACCAGGUCAGGAACUGCAUGGCCAUCCCCAAAGCAGUUAUGGCUGGGGCUGAGCAGCACAGUUCCCUGGAGUGCUGGGUGAGGUGUGGGUGGUCUGGCAGCUGCUCAGGGACUACUGCAAGGGCCCAGCUGCCUUCCCAUCACCAGCUGCUAGCAGCUCCGUGGUAUCACACUUGUCCACUCCAAGCUUUAGGCUAGUACACGAGGGUUGCUGACUGGUGUCACUACCAGGCCUCACAGUCCUCCCUGACCCAUAGUACCUCCCCUCCUUCCCAAGAGCCGAGCAGUACUUGCUUUACCCUGACAAAGUCACAGUGAUGCACCUACCUCCUUAGCAGUAGUGCUGACUGGCGACAUGGGUGUGCAUGGGAGCAGAGCAGCAGGCACUGUCACACUUCCCGAAGAAUUCCAAACGUGCCUAGAAGAGAAAAUGCACUUUUAGGCUCUUGAGGGGUUGAGAGAAACGAGAAGGUGUUGCUAUUCUGGAGUUAAAUGCCUAAAAAUAAUAUAGGCUGGCCUUUUGUUGUUCGUUUCACCCAUUCUUUUCAUAAACUUGUAAAUAAGGCAGCAUAUGGCUGAAAUAUUUAUUCAGGGUACAAAACUUUUAAGUAUGAAAUGAUGUUUUUUCUAUUGAGAUUGAUAUCUAAAGCCAUGUAAUCAGUGUAGCUGAGCAGGCUGAUAACUGGUGUUGGUCAGUUUUCUAUAGGUUUCAACCAAGCAUCAGUGAAACAGUGAGAAACAGAAUGCAGUUUUUGUCUCAUUUUUGUCUUAUAUACGUUAGUGCACUUUCAUUACUUUACCUUUCAUUUAAGUGACAGUGCAAAAGACUUUCAUGCAGAAACAUGAUACUGUAGAUGAAAAAAACUCCAAAUUAUUUUAAGGUGCUAAUUGGGAAGUUAUUGGGAAUAAUUAUCUUAAUUAUUUAUAAACUGCUAUUGUAUAACUUUACUGUCCUAAUGGGAUGCCUAGAGCUUUUUUUUUUCUAGGCAUUUAACAUGCCUAGAGCUCAUAAAUAUUUUCUUUUGCUUUGGUCUGUUUAUAGCAGGGCAAAUAAUGACCUCUGGAGUCCUGCAGGCUCUCCAAGAAGUACAGUCUUAAUCGUGAAAAAGAUCAAAUCAGCUCAUCUAAAUAAAACCUUUUUCCAUUCUUAAGAACUCUUAUUUUUGAAAAGAGUCGUCAAGCUCUUUUCAAUUCUUAGGUGAAUUCCACACGUGUUCUGAACAGUGUACAAAGUUGCAUUUUUGCAGGAUUAAUUUGAGAAAAAAACAACAAUCUUCAGUGCUGUCUGAUACUUCAGCAUUUGAAUUGAGUCACCUAGUAAGUUCUGCAGAAGCAAGUGCCACAGAACGCACUGAAGUUUAGUGACAGUGAAAGGCUUUGGACCAAGGAAAGGAAGUAGCUCUGGUUGAGAAGAGCUUAGCUUCACUGUUGGACUGAUGACUUCUGCUAGUAUCUGUGAUUCGUACAGCUAAGACAAAAUGACUUGGAUCUUAGCAUACCCCAAGUUGUGCUCUGAGUUACAGUUUGUUGAGAGGAAUGUAUCCUAGUUCUUGGAGCACAUGAAUCACUGUGAGGAGUUGCAUCCUAGACCUUACCAAAGACCUGGUGCUGCAAUUGAGCUCCUGAAAGAAAAUUAUUUUCAAUAAAAGUUCUAGAUUUUUUGGUUAUAAAUACUGUACCUCAGUAAAAGAGAAGCAGAAUGCUAAUAUAAUACUGAAGCCUUCAUCAAAGCUACAAAAAAUUUCGUUCCCUUUUCCUGUUUGCAUUUAGCUUGUCUUUUAGCUUUCCUUGGGGAUUUAGGAUUUCUUUUUCUCGUAAGCUAUAUUUGGCUUUCAUCUCAGUGAGACUUCCUUUGGGCCUCUGCCCUUCUUGUGCAAGAGGGACAUAGGCCACAUGUUACUUGCAGACUGGAGCCUGUGCAGCUCCCACAGCCAAACUUCUGUUCUUGAGCAGGUUGAAGGACAUGGUGAGCUUUAUGCUGGUCAGUGUGACCAUACUUUUGCUUAUACCAGCACAGCCUCAGUGUGAAAUAGGUGAGCGCUGCUUUGUUUUCCCCUUUAUACUUCAAUGUCUCAGGACACCAGGAAGAAACUACUGGUCACAAAGAAGUGCAGCAUCCAUACUGCAGAUGCUGAUCACCCUAUACAUUAACACUUAAAAACACAACCAGAAAUGGUCAACGGUUGCAAGCAUGUCAGUGUCAGGAGAUUACUGCUCACACAAGGUUCUGCAGUCUGCUUCGAGAAGUGAGAAACUCAGCAUUCCGGAAGGACAACAAUUUGUUGCAGGCUUGUAUAUUCAUCUGAUAAAAAUCUUCAAGAAUCUGAGGAACUGGCUAUGAUGAAAAAAGUUCUGGAGUCCAAAUUAAUACAAGAAAACAACAGUGCUGCUCUUCAGAACAGUGCAACAGAUGUAAGUUGUCUUGGAGAUGACAGAAGUGCAGCAGCUGAUCAGAAUGCUCUAAGCAGAGCUGUUCAGAAAGAAACUGCUUCUUCACCUAGCAGUGAAGUGGAAAUUCCUGAAGGCAUUGAUGCAAAAAGUAACAAAGCCAUGGCAGGUAAUUACAAGCUAGAAACAGCAUCUGCAUUAGGAGAUGACUUAUUGAGGCUCUACAAGAAACGCUGCUGUCCAGAUAUAAAUAUUUGCAUAGAAGGCAAAGAUUUUCAAGCUCACAGGGCCAUUUUAUGUGCCAGAUCUAGUUACUUUGCUGCUAUGCUGAGUGGAAGUUGGGCUGAAAGCUCCCAAGAGCGCAUCACUCUUCAAGGCUUAAGCCAUAUAGAAAUGAGUGUCAUCUUGCAUUUUAUAUAUGGAGCUAUUCUGGACUUCCCAGAUGAAGUUGAUGUUGGUCGCAUGUUGGGCAUUGCAGAUAUGUAUGGGCUAGAUGGGUUGAAAGAAGUAGCUAUCUACAUUUUGAAGAGAGAUUACUGCAAUUUUUUCCAAAAGCCUGUUCCUGGAAAACAGCAACCCGUAUUAGAAUGCAUGGCUAUUGCUCACUCACUGGGAGUGGAACACCUAUAUGCUGCCUGCAUGAAAUGGGUAGGAAAACAUUUUGCAAAAUGUUUGUCAGAAAGAAGUUUUGCCACUCUACCUACUGAACUGCAGAACAACUGUCUUGUUAUGUUGAUUAAGUCUUUGAACCACAAGAACGUUGCUUCACUUUUGAUGGAAAGUGACCGGCUGAUCAAUAGUCUUCCCCAGGUGAAGUGGACCGAGAGAGCUGUGGCCGUGGCAUCUAGGCUACAAGAAGAAUGCUUAACUUUUAUUGUGGCAAACUUUCUACAUGUAGUACAAAGUGAAGGCUUCUAUAUUCUGCUGCAGGCACAGGCAAUGAGCAGCAAACCUGAUCUCCUAGAACUAAUUUUUAAUGCAAUUGAGAAAAAUACAAAUAAUGAAAAUAGCUGCUUUCUUCUUGUAGCUGUGGAUACGUUGUUGGACUCCGCAGACGUGAAGGAGUUGGGUUUUACGUGCAAGAUCCAGGCUCUGCGUGAUAAGCUCUGGGUCUUCCUGGUUCAGUCUUUUUAUGCUGUUCGUCACACAGAAGGCUGGAAGCUGAUGCGGCCAGACCAUCAACAGAAAAUACAAGCAGGGCUUUUCCUUCUUCCAGCCGCAUUUGACAAGGGUGAUGACAGAAGACUUGCCAAAAAACCUGUAUUCACUAGUUCUCAGCUAAAUAAAUCCAUCAGUGAAUUUGCUGGUAAAAGGAAUACUUCUUGGACAGAACACGGCAAGAAAGAUUGCUGGGGAGAUUCUCCCACUAAUCAGGAUAAAAUGAAAUCUGAUGGAUUAGGAGCAUCUGGACAUGCAGCGAGCACCAAUAGAAACGCCCCUAGCAAGACUUCAAAGCAUGAGGAUGUAAAGGGAAAAGAUGGCAAAAAAACAGUUUCCAAGCUUAAUAAAGAUUCAAAACCUGGGGAAAAAACUACUUCACCAAAGGCUAGAGCUGUUAUAAAAACAAAAAUAGAAAAUAAUGGAAAUGCAAAGGCUGAAAGCAUGCUUGCCAAGCAAGAUGCUGAAAAGACAUCCACUUCAAGUGGACAAAAAAAUUCAGGAAGUGUCAAAGGAUUAAAGAACCAUGAAGGAAAAACAGCAGGUGCCAGACCUAAAGUGCUGACGGUAACCUCAAGUGUGCCCAGCAAAACAAAGCCAUUAAAAAAAAACACUGGGAAGGAAUCUCCAUCCACCGCAACUACAGCAGGAACAUCCAGCAAGUUAACAAACUCCAGCACAGAUAUCCAGGCUGCCAGUGAACAGACAGAAGAAUCCAAAGAGGAAAAAUUGGCAGAAGAAGGAAAAAAACAUACUGUGAUAACGAAGUCUUCUUUGAAGACGUCAAAUGGAGUCGCCAACAAAAAAAAAAAAGCUGAUCCUGAAGUUAAUACCACAACAAGCAGUCUAACAAAAAAAACAGCUGGAAAAUUGUCCAGUGAACAGAAUGCACAGGCUGUUCUAAAGAAGAAAGGGAAUGGGAGCAGCAAUGCUGCAGCACAGCAGAAGGCUCAGGACACACCUACCCAUUCUCCUAAGAGCCAAGGAACUAUGGGGGAGUCACCAAACUCACUGAAAUCAGGAGUGUCUCCAAAACAUAAUGAAGAAAGAAAUGUAGCACAACAUCUGGUUCAGACAACACCCCCAGAAAAACAUCCUUCGGCCAAGAAGAAGAGUAUUAAGCCAUCACAAACACCUGUAGCAAAAGCCACUGCAAAAAUCGUAACGCCCAAAGCUCAAGCUCUGUCAAAGCAUGGUGAGAUAACAAACAAUAAAGACCCAAAACCAAAAACAGCUGGGCAAUCUGUAUUAAAAUCUCAGUCCUCUACCCCAAAACAUUCAAGGUGUGAAUCUCCUGUUGUCCAGAAGAAUAUGCAGACCUCUGAGCACAGAAGUCCAGGACAGAAACUUGGAAAAAAUGCAGCUGAUGUGGCAACUGUUCAGCCUCAUGACAACAAUGAAUGCAGUUCUGCAAAGCAAAGUGAAUGUCUGAAAUCUGUGAUGGGAGGUAGCAGAGAAGAUGAGCUCCUGGCAUCUUGUCAGCCCGAUAAACAAAAGUUACUGGUUCCUGAAGACGGAGAAUACAAAAUACAAUCAAAAUCUUCUUUAGUUAUAGGAGAAACGGUUUCUAAAUUGCAUGUUUCACUGCAAAAUGGAAUGGAAGCAAGAGAAAUCUGUGGGGAUCAGGCUGAAAUUAAUCAGAAUAAAGACAGAAAUUUAGCUGAUAAUACUGCUGAAUUUUGCUGUCAUGCACAGUCUACCAGUGAUGAAUACUCAGACUUUUCCAAGGAAACAAAUCAAAAUGCUGCUACUUCAGAAGAAUUGGUAGAACAGCCAAAAGCAAAAAAAGUCUGCACGGAACAAAGUGAUCAAUUAAGCACUGAUACGGGUCUUAACCAUAGUGAAAACAUUGUACCAAGCUUUUCCAAAGGGAUAACUAAUAAAGAGGAUGUAACAUCACCUCCUCACAUUCACAUGGAGGGAUUUCGUCCAGCUGAUGAGUCAUGUGGCGCAUCAGCCUUGCCUGAAUACAAAUCAGGUACAGUAGAUUUAGAUGAUGUUUCAAAACAUUCCAUAGAACAAACAAGAGACAAAUGUUCACAUAAUUACACAGAGUCUAUUGAUCCCACAGAAAUGCCAGAAAACCAGGAAAAUGCAGAAAUUCCCUUUGUGGACCACUGGAAUACUGGUGCACUAGAUCCAAAAGAGAGUCCUGAAUCAGAUACUGGCAGUGCAACCACAUCCUCUGAUGAUAUAAAACCAAGAUCAGAAGAUUAUGAUGCUGGAGGCUCUCAAGAUGAUGAAGGAUCCAAUGAGAGAGGGAUUUCUAAAUGCAGCACCAUGUUGUGCCAUGAUUUUCUUGGAAGAAGCAGCAGUGACACCAGUACACCUGAAGAAUUAAAAAUUUAUGACAGCAGCCUUAGAAUAGAAGUCAAAAUGAAAAAAGAAGGCUCUGAUCUCUUCCGUGUUAAUUCAACAAGUGAUGAUGAAAUACCAAGAAAAAAACCUGAAAUUUGGUCUCAUCAAGAAAGUGCAAGGAACAGAACCAGAGAAACUGAAAAUUCUACUUUUGGCAAUGCACCGUUUACUCAGGAAGCAGACCAAGUUUCUUCUUCUGCUGAUGAAACAGAAGAUGACAGAUCUGAACCAGAAAAUGUUGCAGGAAACAUUCUUUCAUCAAACGUUCCUGCUCAGCAGUUCCAAGGAAUUGAUAAUUUAGCUUUCGAAGAUGCAACAGAAAGUGCUACUGCAAGUCAAGAGUUUUCUAAAACUAAAAGUUUCAAACGAUCUGUUUUACUUUCAGUAGAUGAAUGCGAAGAAUUGGGAUCUGAUGACAGAGUGGAAACUCACACUUCACGUCAGCAUUCAAUAGAUUCUCUUACUCCUUCAGACGUAUUUGACAGUGUUUCCCAGGAGCACCAUGGAAAGACUUUUUAUUCAAGAUACUCAUUGGAAAUUGAAGAUGGAUUCUUGGAUUGCAAACAGCCUAAGGAUCAAGACAACAGAAUGGAUGAAAGUGAAAGUUCUCUCCAACAUCUUCAUGGUACUGAAAUCCCAGGGAAGGAGGAUAAAGGUGCUUCAAUGACUGAACAAAACUGUGCAGAGGAAGUACACUCAGUAGCUAGUCCUUGUCCAGGGGAAAAACUAAACACAAAGAAUGAAGCGGCUACUGAAUUUCAGCAGUGCAAUAAAUACUUAGACAAUGAUGCAAAAUCUCAAGAAAGACCGUCUCAUCUGAAUCUUCAUCAAAGAGAAACUAAUGCUGAUGUGCAAAAGAACAACUCCGCAAAACCUGCAGAAGCCAGUAAGAAUCAGAUACUGACUCAGGAAGGCCAAGUGAGAGACAGUCAACCAGCACCUACAGAAUACGCUAAUACUGAUUUACUUCCAGGAGACAUAGAUGAUUAUGACACAAUGGCACAAACCUGCAUGUAUGAGCAUCGGCCUUCAAAAACCCUUUCUCCAAUAUAUGAGAUGGAUGUUGGAGAAGCAAUUGAACAGAGGAUGGAUUCAGAAACAGCAGUUCUUGACGUGGAUUUUGAAGAUCAGCAGUUUGUAGAACAGGACUGGACUCUUCUCAGGCAACUGUUAUCUGAACAGGACUCAAACAUAGGUUUCAAAAACUCUGUUCCUGAAGACCUUAACUUAGCACAAUGUCUAAUCAAUCAGACGCUGUUUCUGGCACGAGAUGGUUCAAAUCCUCAGGGUACAUCACAAGUUGACACAUUCAGUAGGUGGACUGAGCUUAUGUCUCCACUUGAUGAUUCUUCAGCAAGCAUUACAGUGGCAAGCUUUUCAUCUGAAGACUGUUCUUCCCCUCAAGGGGAAUGGACAAUUCUUGAACUGGAAACUCAUCAUUAAGGUGAUCAAAUGUUUGAAACCUAACUCCAACCCGUUCCCCAAAUCUAUUUUUGAUGUGUUGUUUCCAUACAGUGAAAUACUGCAUCAGUCAAGAGCAAGCAAUUCUUGGUACUGAGGCAAUCUUUCUGAUAUGAGGUAAAUAUGUUAAUUUAUAAUCUAGAUUUAAUUGCAAGUACAGAAAUUUUUCAAGUCUUAACCGUAUGUCUUUUCUAAAAUGAACUUUGAGCAUGUAUUUUCUAGACUUGUUAGAAAAAUUAGAUGACAUGAAAGAAAGAUCUUGGUCUCCUCUCUGCUUUUAUCUUCCUUUUGGCCACUUCAUAUGCUCAUUGAGCAAGAGAUUAAAGAUAACUGCACCUUUAGUAGGGCUACUCCCUCCUUUUUUUCUUCUCCCUCUCUAUAUGGUGACUUCAUUUUACAACAAUAAAGAUUCAGACUGGUUAUGUCAAAA
This is a messenger RNA of Centrocercus urophasianus (Greater sage-grouse), 8170 nucleotides long. RefSeq names its product BTB domain containing 8 (gene BTBD8). The coding region runs from base 2713 to 7722 and encodes 1669 amino acids. Gene Ontology annotation, molecular function: protein binding. The record is from RefSeq and is a predicted model, not a curated record. The transcript has 17 exons. NCBI's taxonomy places the organism in Eukaryota, Metazoa, Chordata, Aves, Galliformes, Phasianidae.